Molecule: messenger RNA, 366 nt
Organism: Lactuca saligna
Lineage: Eukaryota; Viridiplantae; Streptophyta; Magnoliopsida; Asterales; Asteraceae
Source: the annotation of a GenBank genome assembly
AUGACCACUUCAGUUUAUCAUCCACAGUUUGAGGAAACCUACAUUUAUUAUCAGUAUAUGGAAACUAAUGAACCUUUACGAGGUGGUUUAGUUGAUAUGUGGCUUGACCCAACAUUACCAAAACACUACAAUGAUAUGUUAUGGAACAUGAAACUUAGGAUCGACGACCUUUUGGUUAGGAAUGGUCAAGUUGUUGAGCUGCAGAAGAAGGUGGAGAAGCACAAGCUGCUUAGGAAAGCUGAGAAGGAACUUGCUGAAGCUAGGAUCCAAGAACUACUCAUUGAGAUUGAAAGGUUGAAUAAGAUGUUAAAAAAAGGUUGUUUUGAUUGCUCCGGUCUACUUGUUGUUUGUGGUCAUGUACUUUGA